GGAUAUGAAGGAUUCAAAGUGUUUGCGUGUGUUUGUGUUAGGCGAAAAGUGAAAGUAGAAUUCACGUGAUUUAUUUGAUUUAAAAGCCAUGCCAAAAAAGGGCUUCUCGUAUCAGUUUCCUGCUCCUUUCACUCAUUUUUAAUGUUGAUUUAAAAUAAUCAAUAAACGUUUACCAAGAAGAGCAUACAGUAUCAGAGAUAUUUAUUGGGAGUGCGUGUGAAACAAUGGAUUUUGCUAGAUUCAUGAAUAAAUUCAACGAAAUCGAACGUCAACUUUCGCCCACAUCGGCACUCCGUCUCAGCUUCGAUAACAUAUCGCCGGAGACGGAAGAGCCGCCGGAUGGGAAACGAUUGUGGGGUGUGCCAGUGCCGCCCUUUGUCUCCGAUAAGGUCGUCUCCUGGAUCGAGGAGGAGUUCAACGAGGCGCCCAUUUACUACAAUGGCAACAGUGUCCUCAAAAAGGUGGAAAAUGUGCGCAUGAUUGAUCGCUAUAACACCAAAAAUCCGACAGUUGGCACUUUGUAUCUGACUGCCACACAUUUGAUAUUCGUGGAGCCCGACAGCAACAAGGAGACAUGGAUUCUACACAUGCACAUUGCCAGUAUUGAGAAGCUUCCAUUAAGCACAACGGGCUCGCCGCUUCUAAUCCGUUGCAAGACAUUUCUGUCUGUGACAUUUGUCAUACCCAAGGACUCUGAGUGCCACGAUGUUUACACUUCGCUCAUCAAGCUCUUUCAGCCGGUCUCCAUUAAUAAGCUGUACUGCUUCAACUAUCAGCCGGCCAAGGAUGAUUUUCCCAAAAAUGCUGGCUGGGACUUUUUCAAGUUGGAGGCAGAGUUUAAGCAUAUGCUGGUGCCCAACGACAACUGGACGCUGUGCUCCAUGAAUGAGAAGUACGAACUGUGCGACACAUAUCCCCGUCAGAUCUAUGUGCCCAAGGAAGCAACCACAUUGAUGCUGUUAAGCAGCUCUCGCUUUCGCUCCAAGGGACGCCUGCCCGCGUUGACCUAUUUGCACAACAACCGGGCGUCCAUAUGUCGCUGCAGCCAGCCAUUGUCGGGCUUCAGUGCGCGCUGUCUGGAGGACGAGCAAAUGCUGGAGGCCAUACGCAAAACAAAUCCCAAUACCGACUAUAUGUUCGUUGUCGAUACGCGACCACGAAUCAAUGCCAUGGCCAAUAGAGCCGCUGGCAAAGGUUAUGAGAACGAGGCCUUUUACGAGAACAUUAAGUUCCAUUUUCUCGGCAUUGAGAACAUUCACGUACAGCGCGCCAGCCUGCAAAAGGUGCUGGAAGCCUGCGAACAAAAGUCGCCCACAAUGAGCGCAUUUCUGAAUGCCCUGGAGUCGUCCGGCUGGCUUAAGCACAUUCGUUCCAUAUUGGACACGUCGAGUUUCAUUGCGAACGCCGUCGAUAAGGGUGUUUCGGUGGUUGUCCACUGCUCUGAUGGCUGGGAUCGCACCGCCCAAGUUUGCUCACUGGCACAGCUGAUGUUGAAUCCGUAUUAUCGCACAAUUAAAGGAUUCCAGGCGCUCAUCGAGAAGGAUUGGCUGGCGUUUGGGCACAAGUUUAGCGAGCGCUGCGGCCACAUCCAGAUGGAUGCGCGCGAGGUUUCGCCGAUAUUUACGCAGUUCCUUGACUGCACCUGGCAGCUAAUGUCGCAGCGCAGCGAAUCCUUUGAGUUCAACGAGCGUUUCCUACUCAUACUGCACGAUCAUGUACAUUCGUGCCAGUUUGGCACCUUUGUUGGCAAUUGCGAGAAGGAUCGCCUGGACCUGAAGCUGGCCGAACGCACAUUCUCGCUGUGGGGCUACAUGGCCAACCAUCUGAACGAGUAUAUUAAUCCGCUGUACAAACCCAAUGUGGAUGAGUCUAUCAAAGCCAAUCUGGCACCACAGUGCAUCAAAUUCUGGCGUGGUAUGUAUAGCCGCUUUGAAAGUGGCAUUCAUCCCCGAGAGCCGCUUGGUGAUUUACUCCUGGACAGCAAGGAACACUGCAAUUCGCUGGAGGAUCAUGUGCAGCACUUGACCAAACGGAUUGCCAGCUUCAAGAAUUACAUUUCCAAGUCGGCCAAGAAACUGCAGGAUGCCACCACCACCACCACCACAACAACAACCACCAAAGUUACCAAGGAGACAACACCCAACGAAAUCAAUGACAACAAGUACAACUACGACAAGAAGCUGAGCGAGUUGUCCGCCGCCGAUGAUGAUCAUCCGCUGAAGGCGACCAACAUGUCAUUUGCCAGUCUGUCGCUAAAUGCCGAACAAACGAGCCCGCAAACCUUGAACGAGGAGAUCUCGUCUGUGGCACUGGAUUGGAAAUCCAUGCGGAGCGUUACCAACUGCUCCUGCUCCACGCCCUUCGAUCAGUUCAGCAAAAAGAUACAUUGUUGGCGUUGCGGCGACAUCUUCUGCGAACGUUGCAUUGACAAAAGCGUAGCGUUGCCAGGACACGAGAGUGGAAAGCCGGUUCCAGUCUGCCGCGGCUGCUUCCGACAGAUGCAGAAGCAGAGUCCAUAAACCCAGGUCUAGCAUAAUACUGCAUAGUUGUAAAUUGUUGAGCGUGAAUGUGGACAGCGAUCGAGCGAGAGCUGGCGAGUGGACGUAUUUGUUGCAUGAAAUACAUAUACAAAUAUUACAUACAGAUAUAUAUAUAUUUAUCA
Messenger RNA from Drosophila grimshawi, 2662 nucleotides. It is a transcript of the gene Mtmr6, whose product is annotated as myotubularin-related protein 6. Bases 225 to 2519 code for a protein of 764 amino acids. Gene Ontology annotation, molecular function: phosphatase activity; metal ion binding. The record is from RefSeq and is a predicted model, not a curated record. NCBI's taxonomy places the organism in Eukaryota, Metazoa, Arthropoda, Insecta, Diptera, Drosophilidae. Gene Ontology annotation, biological process: dephosphorylation. The transcript has 10 exons.